CCUCAUGGCUCCUCCUGGUUUCUCCCGGAGAUUACUUCUGGCGGCGACUCUGUUUCCCAUUAUCUUCCUCUUCCACUCUUCUUCAGCUCGCAAGGUUCGAACACCCAUUUCGUUUCUUUUCCUUUUUUCCAGACUCUGGGAUUUUCAGCUGCAUUUGUUUGGGCUUCUCUGUUUUUGCAGGAGGGUGGGACGUGUCUUUUUAAUGGUAACUGCGACGCCGGCUUGCAUUGCCAGACUUGCAUUGCCAACGGCAAUAUCCGGCCGCGUUGCACUCGAAUCCAGCCGAUCAGUCCAAUUUCAAAGGUCUGUGUUGAAAAUGAAAAGCUCUGAUAACACGUUCUAAUACUAUGUUUUAAGGACUUUUAUCCAACUUAUGUUUCUCAUUCUUAACACGAUAUCAGAGCUUAUCACAGCUUUUCAUUCUUAACCGGAUGUAGCUAUAAUGAUUCGGGUUAUUUUUGAACUUUUGGAGCAGGUGAAUGAUCUUCCAUUUAAUAAAUACACAUGGUUGACGACCCACAAUUCAUUCGCCAUAUUAGGGGCGAAGUCUGAAACUGGGACUCCGAUUCUUGCUCCUACCAAUCAACAGGGCUCCAUUACUAGCCAGCUCAAUAAUGGAGUCAGAGGAUUUAUGCUUGACACGUAUGACUUUCGAAACGAUAUAUGGUUAUGUCACUCAUUCGAAGGCCAAUGCCACGACUUUACAGCUUUCCAACCAGCCAUUGAGGUUCUGAAAGAGUUCCAAGCAUUUCUUGGAGCAAACCCUUCUGAAAUCGUCACCAUUAUCAUCGAAGACUAUGUCACGGCACCAAACGGACUAACUAAUGUGUUUGCUGCUGCUGGUCUGAAACAAUUCUGGUUCCCAGUAUCAAGUAUGCCUAAGAAUGGUGGAGAUUGGCCCACUGUUAGUGACAUGAUCCAGAAAAACCAACGCUUGCUUGUUUUUACUUCCAAAGCAGCAAAAGAAGCCUCUGACGGAAUUGCAUACGUAUGGAAUUACAUGGUAGAGAACCAAUAUGGCGAUGAAGGAAUGAAAGCAGGUUCGUGCCCAAACCGAGGAGAAUCAACACCGAUGAACACAAUUUCAAGGUCACUCGUAAUCGUAAAUUUCUUCAGAAGUGCUUCAAAUUUCCCUGCAGCUUGCAGGGACAACUCAGCACCAUUACUCAACAUGGUGAACACUUGCUAUAAUGCAGCAGGAAAAAGAUGGCCUAACUUCAUUGCUGUUGACUUCUACAAGAGAAGUGACGGGGGAGGAGCUCCAGAAGCCGUUGAUGUAUCGAACGGUCAGUCUAUUUGUGGAUGUCCAACCAUUUCCAAUUGCAAGGGAAAUAUGACAUUUGGGGCUUGUGAGUAACCUGAGGCGAUUGGUGCAGCCAUAGAAAUGGAAACAGUUGUGGUGAAUCAAAUUGCAGAUGAGCUCAAUUGUUUGGUUUGAUAGGCGCACUACUUGCAGCAUAAGCAGUCAUUCUCCUCUCACUCGGGAAUUUCAUGAGUAGCAUCUCUAUUUAAAGUCAGUAUUGUAUUUGAUUGUGUUUUAAAGUGUGUAAAUCCCAACUCCUUAUACUAGGGCUGUAUGGAAUCUCAGCGAACGAGAGAAUUCCAUUCAUAACCUAAUUUAAGGGAUCUUUCAAUCACUUUUUCAUUUCCAUCAAGAACAGUUUAUGAAACUUAUAGAAUCCCGAAUUUAGAGUAUCCUACUUUCAUGCAAUUUACAGGAAUGAACAAGAAAUCAAUAUUUCAGUACUAUUUCUUGUAAUGAUCUUAAAUAUCAUAUUAACAAUCCAUUCAGGUUGUUUUCAAACUUAUCUCAGAGGAUUUGAACCUAUCGAAAAGGAAAGCUGGCCAUGAUCGAGCCGAGGCAUACCAGGA
Molecule: messenger RNA, 1872 nt
Organism: Cucurbita pepo subsp. pepo (vegetable marrow)
Lineage: Eukaryota; Viridiplantae; Streptophyta; Magnoliopsida; Cucurbitales; Cucurbitaceae
Source: RefSeq, a predicted model, not a curated record